AUGGACUGUACAACGUCUGCCUUGGUGUUGCAAACGAUUGCACUUCCAAAAUCCCAAUCCACAAUAAAAGAAGCAAGACCAGCAGCAAAAAUUCAGAUUCCACAAUCAAAAGCUCGGAAUGUUGAUUUUCAUUCUGCCCGUAGAAAAAAGAAGACCCAAUUCUACCAAAGCAUCAAAGUUGAAACAAAACCAGAACCAUGGAAAGUAGCAGAGAGUUGGAAGGGGAUGCAAGCAUUUCUUUCCUCGAAGGAAGCAAAGUUGGAAUCCCGUAAAAUUUCUAAUCCAUCUCCAGCAGAUCAUAAAGAACAGAUCUACCGGCCAACCAGAACAUACAAUUUUAUUCUCAAAAAUAUAGCCAAAGUCUGUGUUUCCGUAGAAAUAAAAUCCCCAAAUACACAACCUGGGCAAGGAAAAAAACAAUGA
Dovyalis caffra is the source of this 423-nucleotide messenger RNA. The record is from the annotation of a GenBank genome assembly. Lineage: Eukaryota; Viridiplantae; Streptophyta; Magnoliopsida; Malpighiales; Salicaceae.